This is a messenger RNA of Drosophila willistoni, 1217 nucleotides long. Its product is annotated as brachyurin. The transcript has a single exon. The record is from RefSeq and is a predicted model, not a curated record. The coding region runs from base 262 to 1206 and encodes 314 amino acids. Lineage: Eukaryota; Metazoa; Arthropoda; Insecta; Diptera; Drosophilidae. Gene Ontology annotation, molecular function: serine-type endopeptidase activity. Gene Ontology annotation, biological process: proteolysis.
ACUCAAGCUCAACCCAACUCAUUUGCAAUGGUUCUCUAUAGGAAAUUCAAUUAACAGACCAACCGACCGACCCCGAGACCGACUCCAAACCCACCCAGACACGUGCCCCCCUAAAAAUGUCGACGGUCGUGUAUGUGUGUGGAAAGACUAUAAAAACAACAACAACAAAACAACAGUCGACUGUCGACAUAGUAGUAGUACUCCAACCAUUGAAGGGUCCACUCAGACAACAAAAACAAACACACACAUACAUAAUACUAGAUGGGAAAUUACAAGUCACUGUUAUUGCCAUGGAUUUGGGUUUUACUAAUCCUGCCAUCACUAAACCAGGCGGGAUACAACGAUCAUGAGCAGCAGCAGGAAGAGGAGAAGGAACUUCAGUUGCAAUACAAUUACGAGCAGUGGCGACUCCAAUGCGAGAAAUAUGACACAACGGAAACGGGGAUUACGACACGCAUAGCCGGCGGCAAUUUGGCUGAACCCGAAAUGUUUCCCUAUCAAGUGGGUCUACUCAUAGAAUCGGCGGGUACCAAAGGUGAACUCCUACAAUGUGGUGGCUCAUUGAUAGCCGAAGAUGUUGUUCUAACAGCCGCCCACUGUCUAUGGAAUGCCAAAAGAGUUCGAGUAUUUUUGGGAUCUCUUAGAUUUGCUGAUUCCACAGAUGCCACAGAAACAUUUCUCAUAUCGCAAGAAGAUUUUACAAUCUAUCCUGGUUAUUUGGGUUUCGGUGGCUACAAUGAUUUGGCUGUAAUUCAUUUACCCAGGAAAGCUAAGCUCUCCAAUAGAGUAAAGACCAUCGCCUUGCUGGACAAUGACUAUAUGCAAGAGCAAUCAUUUUUGGUCAAUCAAGUGGUCAGUGUUUCGGGUUGGGGCAGUUUAAGUGACGGAACAAACUCCACGCACAUCCAUCAACAAAACCGUUUGCUUUAUUAUGCCGAUGUAAGAGUUAUGGAGCAGGAAAACUGUGAAUGCUAUUAUCUACCGGGAUUAGUGAGUCGCAGCAGACAUCUUUGCACCGAUGGCAGCAAUGCUAAAGGAGCAUGUCAAGGUGAUUCAGGUGGUCCUCUGGUAUUACAGUGGCAGAAUAUAAACUAUUUAAUAGGCAUCAUAUCAUUUGGUAAUGCCGAUGGCUGUGAAUUGGGCUCACCGACGGUCUAUACUAGGGUUAGUACCUUUGCAAAUUGGUUACAACACUUUAUACAGUAAUAAAUAUAUUA